UUACACCAGCCGAGCCCGGACUGCACAUUGCAGGCAUGUACUACAGUCAGAGAGCGAUCUCUGUGGCCGUGAUUUCUCGUAUAUCGAUUCUAAUACUCGUGGCCGUUCGUGGUUAGGCCUGUGUGAAUGCUGUGACUGUGACCCGCUCCUGACGCGGUUUAGAAUUGUGAACUGAACCUUGCAGUCGGUGUUGAAUGCAGCAGAAUCUGGGCUUGUGUUUCACCACGUGUGCUGAAUACUACGUAACCUUCUCUUCUGUCCAACAUUCGGAACCCUACCCGCCCGUCAUGGGAUUGUGACGCCGGUAUGACGAGCAAAGGUGAGACAGGGGUGACGCCUCCGUCUCCGGCCGCCGUGCCCCACAACAAGAGACCGACCAUCCUGGUGUACCCGACUGUUUCCCCGGAGUCUGUCGUGAUUCCCAUAGUGUCCUGCAUCCUGGGCUUCCCCCUGCUGGCCCUGCUGGUGAUUUGCUGCCUCAGGCGACGUGCGAAGUUGGCGCGGGAACGUGCGAGGAGACGAACAGGGAACUUUGACACAGAUCAUGGAGCCCUGUCAUUGGUGCGUUUCAGUCCCAUUCACAGACUUGUAGGUUCUGGCAGGACGAGAGCAGUGAGCUUGAGAAGUGAGCGUGCAAUGAGCCGUGGGUUCCCAUCGCUGGAGCUUGAUACUGUGGUAGAGGAACGCUCAGACCCAGAUCCAGAGAUGACAACGACAGAGGUUCUCAUGACACCUGACAGCUAGCAGGACCCGACGCGAGUGUCUGUGGGAGUCCAAGUACAUGUCCACGUGUCAGGGGCUGAUCGGGCACCUCUUUGGACAACCCUCACCGCCUCCCCUGUCCACACCCCUAGCUGAUCCCAGUGACUGGGGCUGUAGAAGGCUACAGUUCUGUUAUCUGGCUCGAAGAACCAGUCUGCACCACUGGUUGGUUCUGCUGAGGAAACUAAUUACUAAACUUCGAAAGCAGACAUAUGACAGUGGCCAGAGAUGCUGAGAAGAAGCAUCAGUGUAAGGAUAAUGACAAGAUGGCAGCCAUAACCUGUAUCAGAGCUCACAUUAAAUGCCACUGCAAAACAGCAUUUCUAUAAUGCAGAGCAGGAAUAUGGUGUUGUGUGUAAAUUAAUUAUGUGAACACCGUUCCAGAAAAGCAUUUUAAAGUUAGUGGGUGAUGUGCUGGAAGGAUAAAUUGGUUGUUGAGCAUAUCAAGCACUUUGUUGUGUGAAGAGAAAGCAUUACAUUAAUAACAGUAAGAUAUCACUGACAGGAACAUUGAACAAUUUGUGUAUUGGCAGACGUGCUGUUUUAGAUCCUGAGCAACUUUGAAUUUUAUAGUCUCAAAAAGAAAUUUGCUGCAGUUUUUAUAACAUUAGUUUUACACCAUAAUAAUCAGUUUGCUAAGAUAAUAAAUAUCUUGUUUACACUUUGUAUCAAGCUGUGGAUGGUUAACCCCUUACUGAUUAAAAUUCAUCAAAAUAAUAUUUAAAAAUGCACUGCCUACCUCACAUAAAACACAUUGCAAAGACCAACUACUUAAUGAUCAGGAUUGCUGGGUUUUUGGACUUUGUCCAUCAUCCAGUAGUCUGUAAAACACAAAAGAAUACAGUGUUCUGGAAAACGGAGCACAAAUAUGAGGGUCGUACUGAAAGUCCUGAGCAACAAUAUUUUGUAAAGUAACAUGCUUUAGUAUUGACAAACCAAAUAC
Cryptotermes secundus is the source of this 1705-nucleotide messenger RNA. RefSeq lists its product as uncharacterized. The record is from RefSeq and is a predicted model, not a curated record. Bases 307 to 744 code for a protein of 145 amino acids. NCBI's taxonomy places the organism in Eukaryota, Metazoa, Arthropoda, Insecta, Blattodea, Kalotermitidae. The transcript has 6 exons.